Messenger RNA from Klebsormidium nitens, 1345 nucleotides. The record is from the annotation of a GenBank genome assembly. Lineage: Eukaryota; Viridiplantae; Streptophyta; Klebsormidiophyceae; Klebsormidiales; Klebsormidiaceae.
CUUUUUGAAUGGGAGAGAAAGUUGCCGUGCCUUUCCCUCCCAUCACUGUUGAUCAGACUUCACUGUCAGUGUCAAAAAUAUUAAUAGAAGUUGAAGAGCGUUCAAACCUGUGUUGACGGGAGAAAGCAAGUGCGAGCUGACCUGUUAGUAGCGGCAAUUUUUUUUGCGCAGGCACUGUUGACAUUAGCUGCUCAGCGCUGGUUGAAUCACAUGGCGCAAGCCAUGUCUGCAGCAUUAUUGAAGCACUCGUCGCAAUGUGCGGUGGGGGCCUUCAGUGGACAGUCUUCUCCUCCAUCCAGCAGCGCUUCGUCGUCCUUUAAUGGCACCCCGUGCCUCAUCCGGAAAGCUGGAUCUAGGACGAGCGCACCUGUUCAUCAGGGGACAGGACGCAGGCGGCAAGUUGCAAGAGCAGGAGGGUUUGACCUUUGGCAAGUGCUGGGGGGCCGGGGCCUGCAGACAGGCGAGGUUGGCCUGAAAACAGAGAAGGGCCAGGCCCAGCUUUUCAAGGACGGAGUGAAAGAGAAGCCAAAGGCGGCUCCCAAGGAGAAAAUGGACGAUCUUGAAGACGAGGUCGAUGGUUUCAACAAAGAGCUCGGUGGCUUGGUAGGAGGCUUCCCUGGCGGCGAGCAGGGAUUGCGCACCUUCAUUCAAAAAUACCCCCCUCCGAAGAAAGUACGGGAUUAUGGGGAGGCUUUCAUUGGCAAGCCUGGCCUAGCAAAAGCCCGGUCGUCACGACCACCACUUCUGAUGCCAGGGAUGACCGUCAUCUGCAAGAACCCGGAUAGCGUGUACCACAUGUACUCCGGCAUAGUGCAACGGGUUACGGAUGGGCGUGUCGGGGUCAUCUUUGAAGGGGGCAACUGGGACAAGCUGGUAACUUUUGAGUUGCGGGAUUUGGAAAGGACAACCAGUGGCCCUCCAGGAACGAAUCCGAAGUCGAAGAUUGUGGAAAAGAAAGAACCACCUGCACCAAAGGUGGCGGCUGUAAAGGAAGAGACACAAAAGGAGGCUACCACUUCUUCAGAGAAGGAGCCUGCGGCUGCUGCAGCUAGUAAGGAAUGACAUCAGUACUUUGUUUGUGACUCGCGGGCAUUCAGGUGACUCUGUAUAAGGCAAACUGCUCACGCUUUCACUUGACAGGUUCAUUCGUGACUGUCGUAUGUCCUAGUCGUCACUCUUCAUGUGUGUACACUUUAUUCGUAUCCUGAGGAUAGGCCUUUUCAGGCAAUCUAGAUAGAGCGCCCCUGGUUCCUCUGCCUCCUUAUGUGUGUGAUUGAAGUUGAGAGGUCCAUUGAUAAGAUCGCUUAUGGUUCAUCACAACUGUUUCUUUUGAGCUAUUCAACGC